AUGUAUGUCUAUGAAUUUUAAAGAAAAGCAAGAGAAUAUCUCCUUGGUUAAAAAUUAUCUUUGAAAUCGAUUACCCAAAAAUAUAAUAAAGAAAAAUUAGAGUAAUAGCGAUCUUUCAAGCAAAUGUCAUCUAUACUAAAUUCUAAGACUGAGUCAUCUGUCAUUAUAACUGAUUCUUUGAUAACUGAGAUAAGAUAAUAGAAGAAAGAAAAGGCAUUUUUAAUCAGAAAAUCACCUGAUAAUUAUAAAAAUUAUUUAGAGAAAAAGAAAUAUAACUCAAUCUAUGCAAGAUAAAUAACACCUGUGAGAUAAAUGAGUAUAGCUGAAUAUGUUUAUCCUGAACCUAUUAGACAUGUAAGAAACAAAUAAGUAACUUAAACUUCAGCAUUCAAAAAUUUUGUUGCAUAAAAACACAUUAAAACUGAAGAUUCAGCCCAUUAAUAAUUAAUCACAGCGAGAAGCAAGAAACCAUUCUAAAGAUAUGUUAGUGAAUCUAGCAAGCAGCCUUAACCUAAAAAAAAUCUUAUAAAUCAAAAUAAAUAAAUGGAACAACUUAGAAAAUUAAGUGGAUGGAGUAUUAAUAGCAACGAAAGCAAAUUUUGA
Paramecium octaurelia is the source of this 603-nucleotide messenger RNA. The record is from the annotation of a GenBank genome assembly. Lineage: Eukaryota; Ciliophora; Oligohymenophorea; Peniculida; Parameciidae.